UAGUUGGCAAUAUUAUUGCACAUUCAAUAAAGUUCUUUGAUCAGCUCUAACAUCAUUUUACCUUUCUUCUUCAGCUUCGGCCUCCCGUUCCUGCUUCUUCCUGGCCCUGUCCCUUAAUAUGUGAGCUUUAAGCACCAACCACUUUUGCUGGUUUCUAUCGGGAACUUCAGCGUUUUCCUCUUCAUUUUCGUUGGUUUCCUCGUUGGUAGAAACAUUUACAUUGGUAUUUGCAGUACCUUCUUCUACAGCUGCUGGCAUUGCGAGUGAAUUUUAGAUAAAUGAGCCACCCAAAACCACUUUGAACCGUUUUGUUUGUAUUCUUUAUUAAGUUGUAUUGUUGCAAACUCAAAAUAGUUACUUUAUUAUUAUUGAUAAUUAAGAUUAGGAGGAAAAUUUAAAAAAACUAUUCAUUAUUCAUUAUUUACAUACAACUAUACCAUACACAAAAAAAAGUGGACAAUAAUGACAUUCAAGUCAUUUUGACAUUUUAUUAUUCCACGCUGUUGCCAAGCUAAAAUUUAAAUAAUAAUCACGACUCCGACUCAAACUGUGAAAAUUUCUAAUAAAAUUAGUUCCACUAGAAGCCCAAAUUGAUAUUAUAAUUGUUUGAAAUAUCCACUUAUUAAAUUAAUAAUUAAAAUUCCAAAAUAAAAGUGACGUCUUAAAAUGUACAUCUGGCAUCAGUGCAAUUAUUUGUAUUGACACUGCCUCGUAUUGAUCAACAAUAAACAGCUGUUUCUACCACAAUAAUAUUUUGACAUUCUGCUUUCUUUUUAGCAGAUUCAAUUAUUCAUUUUCACUUUAAAUAAAUACAAAAAUUUCAGUGAAAGCCAAUUCAGUCACGCUUCAUAGACAGGUUAAGUUUCCUGAUUGUCCAACAAUCAGUCAAAAUCAAACCAUUAUUAACGAUUUACGCACAAAACAACAACCUUGAAAUUUUCUCCUUUGUGUUGCACAAUUUCGCAUUUCCAGUUUACUUCCGACGAAAAUAGCGUAUCCCGACCCCAUUAUUUCGCUGGCUGUAGUCGCGAAUGUACUAAAAUUAAUUGAGCCCCAAAAUGAGCGGAGAAAGGAGUGAGCCUCAAGACACCGGAGGACCUGCAAGGAUUCGCACUACUAGUGAGUGUUCUAUGGCUAGUGAUGACGGGGCAGCUUCUGGAUUUACAGGACGAAGAAUAUUCCCUACAUAUUUUCUAGCUGAUGAUAAACGACAAAGAACAACCUCGCAAACAUUUAUGGUAGCUAGUGGCCUUACGGCAGCGUCUCCCCCAAAAUUCGUCUCCCUCGAGGAAAUAAUGCACGCUGCGAACGGCAUGAGAGACAUGAAUUUGGUGCACCAAAUCGUCGUAGACGAAAAUUUUCGCUUGGAAAAGGCCGAGCCUGAAGCGAACACCGUCCAAAAAGUAAUUAAGGACACCAUGCACAAAGCCUUUUGGGAUGUUUUACGAGAAGAGCUGGCCGAAGACCCGCCUUGCUACAAUCAGGCCUUUGUCCUGCUAGAAGAAAUCAAACAAGGCCUGUUUGACCUUCUGCUUCCUCAGCAUACGAAAAUAAAGCAGCAAAUUUCUGAAGUUUUGGACAUACCUUUGAUUAAGCAACAAGCUGAAAAAGGCAUUCUAGAUUUUAAUUAUUACGCAAAUUACAUAAUAUCAUUUAUGGCUAAAAUGUGUGCCCAAGUCCGAGAUGAAAAAAUACAACAAUUGAGAGAAACCACUGAUAUCAUUGAAGUUUACAAAGAUAUUUUGGAGACAAUCGAACUGAUGUUGUUGGACAUGGCCAAUUUUACUUUGCAAAUGAUAAAGCCCGAUAUUAUCAAUCACAGCGUCGAAUUGGAAAGAGAAAAGUUUUCCAAAUACCUUGCGGUACAACCAGAUGGUCUUCAGCACACAAGAAACUGGCUCCUGAGGCACAUUGACACGACAAAACCAGUCCCGAAUGAUGUGGAAUAUGAAAAAUUCAUUAGGGAUUGUUCUAAAAAAGCUUUUACUUCUGCUUGCAUUGAAUUAUUAGAUUGGGAUAGGAAUUUGCCUUAUCCAGAAACCUUUGUCCUAGAUGAAGACAGACUUUAUGAUCUUCAAAUUAGGACUUUUCAAUUGUACGCAGUUGCUACAGUUUUACUUGUAACUCUAAGCAACGCUGGUGCUGAUUUGCAAAGUAUAAGUGCUUUUAAACAGUCUUUGAAGGCCCAUAUUACUAUUCUUUUGCAGAAUGUUAAAAAUGAAAAAGAUUUGAAAGGUGUUUUACCAAAUGUCGCUGAACAGGUUUUAAGUGACUUAAAGGAAGCCCAACAAAAAUACGACUUGUCUGGCACGAGUCCUGAAAAUGAAGCGGCCCUAAAAGCACUCAUUAUUGAUAUUGCAAAAGAGGAUCAUAAAAUAAGAGGAAUAGUCAAACAAAGAGUCAAAGACUUUUAUCUGGACAUCAUAGAGUCGGCCACUGCUGCCCCGCAAAAAGUACCCACAGGACUGACAGCCUUCCAAAAAGAACUGACAGGAAUUGCCGGUCAAUUUCUUAGAAUAGUUUCGCACAAUAGCACAGUAUUUUGCAUUUAUUAUUUUGAUAUUAUUGCAGCGGCGCUUCCCAAGCCCUCUUCUACUUAAGCAAACUAAUUGUGACUAAUAAUUUUAAUGUAACAAAAAUAAAAUUAUACUUUUUAUACAGUGAUAAUUACUUAAUUUAUGGUGGUAAUUGAUAUUGUGAGUUAACAUAGGCAUAGUGAUAAUAAUAUAUUAAAUUUAAUA
Molecule: messenger RNA, 2741 nt
Organism: Ceutorhynchus assimilis (cabbage seed weevil)
Lineage: Eukaryota; Metazoa; Arthropoda; Insecta; Coleoptera; Curculionidae
Source: the annotation of a GenBank genome assembly